AUGUCGGACUUAGCAUUAAACCACCUUGCUAUCAGCGGGGCACUCCGGCGGGGAUGUUUUGUUCGGCUUAAAUCUUUCCAGGCAAAUUCUGUCAAGGGCAAACGGUCAGCAUUUCCUCAUACUCUAGCCGGCAAUGAGACUGACUAUAUUAGAAUUUUAAUCGUCCUAGAUCUCGAUGUGUUAGAAGACUUGGGGGAAUCUGAAAGGCUCGGGGAGCCGAAACCCCUUGAGAUGAAAGCUCCCGAAGCCGAGACGCCCGCAACGACAACCAUUUCAAGCAAUGGCUUUUAUGGCAUGGCACCGCAACACUCAGCACCACGGCAGCAGAACCAUCAGCGAGCAAGCGUUCCAACCAUGGCUCCCGCACAUGCUAACAUCUAUCCGAUCGAGGCCCUAUCGCCAUACUCUCAUAAGUGGACAAUUAAAGCCCGUUGUACGAAUAAAUCUGCUAUAAAAACAUGGCACAACAGAAAUGGAGAGGGAAGGCUCUUCAACGUCAAUUUAUUAGACGACAGCGGCGAAAUUCGAGCGACAGCCUUCAAAGAACAGUGUGAUUUACUUUACCCACUUUUCGAGGAAGGCAGCGUUUAUUACAUAUCUAGCCCUUGUCGUGUCCAGAUGGCAAAGAGAGGCUUUAGCAAUGUGAAUAACGAUUAUGAACUUACUUUUGAAAAGGAUACUGUCAUUGAGAAGGCUGAGAAUAAUGAUGAUGUUCCUCAAAUGCGCUUCAACUUUACGAAUAUCGGGGGCUUGCAAUCGGUAGAAAAAGGAACAACUAUUGACUUUUUGGGAGUUCUAAAAAGUGUCGAUCAAGUCACGGAGGUUCCUUCGAAGGCGACAGGAAAACGGUAUACUAAGCGUGAGCUUACGUUAGUCGAUGAUACGGGCUUUUCUGUUCGAUUGACAAUCUGGGGCAACAUGGCAAAUACUUUUGAUGUCAUGCCAGACUCCGUAAUCGCCUUUAAAGGAGUCAAAGUAUCUGAUUUUGGAGGCAGGUCUUUGAGCCUCUUGAGCUCAGGAACUAUCACUGCCGACCCUGAUAUCGAAGAGGCCCACAAAUUAAAGGGUUGGUAUGAUGCGCAGGGUAAAUUUGACCAAUUUACAUUUCAUGCUUUCAGCGAAAAUGCCACAGGAGCUACAGGCAGCCGGCAAGAUCCUCCUAAAACAAUUGUCGAGGUUAGAGAUGAACAGCUUGGAAUGUCGGAGAAACCAGACUACUUUGCUCUAAGAGCGACUGUAGUUUUCAUCAAGCAAGACAACAUCUGUUAUCCAGCUUGUGUUCAAGAGCGGUGUAACAAAAAGGUGAUUCAGCUAGACUCGGGAGAAUGGCUAUGUGAGCAUUGUGAAAAGUCAACACCCCAGCCUGAAUACCGGUAUAUCCUGUCUGCAAACCUCUCUGAUCAUACAGGGCAAUUAUGGGUCAAUUGCUUCGAUGAAGUUGGGCGAUCUCUCAUGGGAAUCACGGCCAAUUCUCUCAUGGAGAUGAAAGAGAACGAUGAUAAAGUCGCCAGUGAAGCCAUUCUUGAUGCCAACUGCAAAAUGUGGAAUUUCAAAUGCAGAGCCAAAUUAGAUAACUUCCAGGACACUGAACGUUUGAUAUUCAAGACUGACGUGUCCCUAGUGUUCGAUGUCAGGUUCUCAGUGCCACGCCGAUCAACUUCUCGCAUGAGUCUUCCAGGCUGGUAG
This is a messenger RNA of Uncinocarpus reesii 1704, 1686 nucleotides long. RefSeq lists its product as uncharacterized. Gene Ontology annotation, molecular function: single-stranded telomeric DNA binding; damaged DNA binding. The record is from RefSeq and is a predicted model, not a curated record. Lineage: Eukaryota; Fungi; Ascomycota; Eurotiomycetes; Onygenales; Onygenaceae. Gene Ontology annotation, biological process: telomere maintenance via telomerase; meiotic cell cycle; double-strand break repair via homologous recombination. The coding region runs from base 1 to 1686 and encodes 561 amino acids. Gene Ontology annotation, cellular component: DNA replication factor A complex; nucleus. The transcript has 3 exons.